Calliphora vicina (urban bluebottle blowfly) is the source of this 651-nucleotide messenger RNA. RefSeq names its product piggyBac transposable element-derived protein 4-like. The transcript has 2 exons. NCBI's taxonomy places the organism in Eukaryota, Metazoa, Arthropoda, Insecta, Diptera, Calliphoridae. The record is from RefSeq and is a predicted model, not a curated record. Bases 1 to 651 code for a protein of 216 amino acids.
AUGUCAUUGGAUGAUGACUUAACAGGAUAUUCAAGCUCUAACGACACCGGCGAUGUAAGGGAUGAUAAUGUAUUUGCGGCUGUUAUGUCUGGAAGACGUUUCCAGCAAAUUCUAAGAUGCUUUAGUUACCACGAGUCAUAUGAGCAAGUUAAAUGGACGGGAAAGCUGGAAAAAGUAAUACCGCUUUUGAAUUUAGUUUUAAGAAGUUUUAGAAAUAACUACAGACCUAAUAAAGAAUUGUCCUUAGAUGAGUCUCUAAUGCUUUUUAAAGGAAGACUAUCGUUUAAGCAAUACAAUAAAGGGACACGUGCUAAGUACGGCAUAAAGUUUUAUGAACUUACAUCAAAUGAUGGCUACAUUUUAAAUGCUGAAAUUUAUGCAGGAAAAGUUAUAGAAGAUACGAUAGGAUCGAAAACAAAAACUGUAGUCUUGAAACUUAUGGAUCCAUUUCUUAACCGUGGCCACCAUUUAUUUAUGGAUAACUACUACAACAGCGUUAAAAUGUCUCAAACGCUACUUCAUUACAAAACCCACACCACGGGUACCUUACGUUUUAAUCGCAAGCCAAAUCCUAAAUGUAUAACCACUAAAAAACUAAAGAAGGGAGAAAUGAUUUGGAGAAGAACUGGAAAUGUUUACGUUACAAAAUGA